AGGGCAGAGUAAACAGUGUUGUAAUUGGAAGUUGAACCCCUUUGAGGGGGCGUUGUACGCACACGGGCUGGUCUCAGAUGGCACCAUCUGAAAACCAGGGUCCCAUAGAUUUUAUAAAGCUGACAUCUUUGCAAGGGAUUGCCGUGAGCGCUGCUGACAAUGUGCAAGUGAUUCUGGCAGAGUGCAGUUUGUCAAAGGGCCACUCAACCUUGUUGAUAUUCAGACUGCGGCAGACAGACACACAAACUUACAGUAAUUAUUGGUGCUGUGUUGUUCACUCGCAGAUGCACUGCAUAAUGUGUUGGGGUGAGGCCUUUCAGGGACAGCCAGCAUUUGGGGUUGAGGGUGCUCAGUGUGUGGGGCCUUGAAAGCUAGAUGUCUGAGUUGUGGCAUAACACAUGCAAUUGAAAUUUAGAACGGUGCGCUGACAUCAGCAAUCUGAGAUUUGCUGACAUCAGCGCCAUGCUGUGCUUGAUGCCUUGCUCUGUGUGGGCUCAAGACAACGAGACGCUGCCACGUGGACUGAUUAGCAAGUUGUUGUGAUCGUUGUGCACUGGACACUUUUCCAAGCGGGUGUUGUCAGCUUGACAAGCAAGGACAUGCCCUGUAUGAUGUUGCUUCUACUAUAUAAAUUAGGCCAGCCUUUCAAUUGCCUGACUGGAGCUCGUCCUGAUUUGACGAGUGUAGUUUCGUGGCAUUUUUACGGCUGUGGAAUGCACUGUACAGUUGUUGACUUGGAAGUACAAAUUUUGGUAAAUUUGGAAUUUGGUUUCUACCC
This is a messenger RNA of Coccomyxa subellipsoidea C-169, 778 nucleotides long. RefSeq lists its product as hypothetical. Bases 78 to 368 code for a protein of 96 amino acids. The transcript has a single exon. NCBI's taxonomy places the organism in Eukaryota, Viridiplantae, Chlorophyta, Trebouxiophyceae, Coccomyxaceae. The record is from RefSeq and is a predicted model, not a curated record.